This is a messenger RNA of Aphanomyces astaci, 1737 nucleotides long. RefSeq lists its product as hypothetical. Lineage: Eukaryota; Oomycota; Saprolegniomycetes; Saprolegniales; Verrucalvaceae. Gene Ontology annotation, biological process: regulation of DNA-templated transcription. The transcript has a single exon. The record is from RefSeq and is a predicted model, not a curated record. Bases 74 to 1672 code for a protein of 532 amino acids. Gene Ontology annotation, molecular function: DNA-binding transcription factor activity.
UUCCGUCAUUAUCGAAUUUGAUUCCGUAAUCAGAGGGCAUCGCUGGCUUACGCGUCUGCUUAGUAAUCACGUCAUGGAUCGAUAUGGAAAUCACCUUGGCGGCGGCGGUGGCCACGGUCAACACAACCAGCAUCCAGGACAGCACCCCGGACAUCAUGGUGGCAACCAGCAGCAUGGACACCAUUCGAUGAACGGAAGUAACGGCGGAUUGAACAUGAACGGCCUCCCGCAGCUCAACAUGGGCGGCAUGCCACCGAUGUCCAACGGCUAUGACCUCGGCGGAUAUGACCAAGGAAACAGCUACAUGAACCAAACGAGCUAUUUGAAUGUACCACCCCCUGCCAUGCAUUCCCAAAGCGGUGGCAGUGGCAUGCAAUCUCUCUCGUCCUCGGCCGCGCACUCGCCCAUGCCUGCUGCGACAAACAACGCGCCCAAAGCAGCCAAGGCGAAACCAGCUGUCGCUGCGUCGCGCAAGCGAAAAGCUCCCAGCGAGACGCAAUCGAUCCCUGAUGCCCCGGACAGUCCAACGUCCUCGAAGGGAGGCGACGAAAACUCGAGUGACCCCAAAGCCCGUCGUCGCGCCCAAAUUGCUAAGGCCGCCCGGAAGCAUCGCCAGCGCCAAAAGGACGAACUGGUCGCGCUUCGUGACAAGGUGAAGGACUUGAAGGAGCAGAUUGAAGUUCUGCAGAGCUCGGAGCCAUCGGAACACGACACGGAGAUCGGGUGGAAGCAAGAAGCGGAGCAGCAUGCCGAGAUUCGCGCGCGCGUGGACCAAGAAAACGAGUUCUUGCGCAAGACGCUAAUGGAACAAAUGAAGUUCAUCCAACGUCUGCAAGACUACUUCACCAAGCAGCCUCUGUUGAACGCGCCGUCCCUCAACAAGAUGUUGACGUCGUCGCCGUCCAUGGGCAUGUCCGCACCGCCAGCGCCCGCCCUCAUGCCGCCUCCGACGAUGCCGUCUUCGUUUUUCCAACUGCCGACUGUCUCCUUCCGUGAAACACUGCAAAAGCUCGCGGACGAAGGGAUGCAAAUGUGCACGGACAGCAUUCAAUACGGCGAGCAACUGUUCCGCGCGCCGCUGGUGCCAAACAUGACGUACCUCGGCAUGACGGUGCAGUACGAAGUCGCCAAGGACGCGAUCAAUGUGUUUUCGCGGUUGACGAUUCCGCACGUCAACUUUGUCGGCGCCGCCGACAAGAUCUGGGACCUAUAUUCGUCGCGCCAAUUCCACCUGGACUUUCCCUUGACCGAAUCGUUCGAAGUGCUCGACGCGAUCGACAACGACACUAAGUACACCCGGUCGAUCUUGAACUUGACGUUGCCAAACCCGGACAAGAACGGCAACUCAAAGGUCAAGUCGGAGCGCCUGCAUAUCGUCAAGCGCCGCAACGUCGGCAACGCCGUGUAUAUUGCGUCGCGAAGCGUGAACGACGACCCAUCGUGGCCGCCGACCCCGUCGUAUGUGCGCCGCAACAUGAACGUGGGCAUCAUGCUUCGAGAUACGGUGGACGAAGGCCGUCCCGCCACCGAAUGCAUGUGGUGCAUCAAGGUGAUCAUGGACCAAUACACGGACACGUCGGUGGUGGCCAACAGCCAAGACACGAUCUUGCGCAACUUGUUCGAAGUCACCCCCGCUUUCUUCAAGGCCAUGGUGGAGAAAGUGCAGCUCUAAUGCAGGGGUAGUGUGUAUAAGAGGGCUGUCUAAUGGGACUCCAAUUUGUUUUGCUUGAUGUUGAA